This is a messenger RNA of Ostrea edulis (European flat oyster), 893 nucleotides long. Its product is annotated as sperm-specific protein PHI-2B/PHI-3-like. The coding region runs from base 40 to 588 and encodes 182 amino acids. Gene Ontology annotation, biological process: nucleosome assembly. The record is from RefSeq and is a predicted model, not a curated record. Gene Ontology annotation, cellular component: nucleosome. Lineage: Eukaryota; Metazoa; Mollusca; Bivalvia; Ostreida; Ostreidae. The transcript is spliced from 2 exons. Gene Ontology annotation, molecular function: structural constituent of chromatin; DNA binding.
GCACAAUUAGACGAGUUUUCUCACAGCAGAGGGCGAAAAAUGGCGUCGCCAGGGAAGUCAACGAGUAAGAAACACGCCGUCAAAAAGGCACCCAAACUUCAUCCGUCCUUCCUGGAAAUGGCCAUUGAAGCCAUAAGAGCGAGUUCAGACACUAAAGGAGCAUCGGUACCAUCCAUUCGUAACUACAUCACAGAAAACUAUAAAUCUGUCGACCCGACCACUGUGCGUUACCGCCUGAAGCAAGCGCUCAUGAAGGCGCUCGAGAAAAACAUGAUCAACAAAUCGAAGCAAUCUGAUGACAGGCCUCUGAUGUCGAGCAGAUUUAGGAUACUAGCGACGAAAAAGAAGAAAGUGACGAAAAGCGAAGACAAGGAAAAUAAGAUCGCAAAACAGAAAAAGGAGGUAAAGAAUCUGAAUUCAGUGAAGAAGCCGCGCGCACUCAAGAAAGCCAGCAACACGAUGAAAUCUCCCGCCAAAUCCCCCAAGAAGUCUCCUGCAAAACUGGCGCGGAAGAACACCGUGAAAGUGCCCAAACCCAAGACGCCAAAGAGACCACAGAGCGCAAAGAAAGUAAAGAAGUCGAAAUGAGUAUUUGUGAUAUUGCCGAUUGUCUGUACAUAGGAACCUCGGGGAGGAUUGUCUGUACAUAGAAACCUUGGGGAGGAUUGUCUGUACAUAGAAACCUUGGGGAGUGUUUCAAUGGAUUGUUGUGGUGAUCUUAUUUAGGAACAAUGUACAUUGUAGUUAGAUUAAUUGCAUGAUGGUUGCUGGGAAUUUUUAAUUUUGUAGAUGUGUUUUAAUAUGACGCCGAAGUACCAAGUAAUACUGAAGUAUCCUCAUUUACAUUUAUAGCUGUAUACAGUUUUUAGAUAAAUGUUUGGGUUUUCUUUGAA